AUUGAACUGAGAACAUUUGAUGUCUUUUCUGAUUUACAGAUAUGUUUCUUAGAAACAUGUCUGUAACUUCCAAACAGUCCCAGCUGGCUGUAGCUAAGGCCUGUGUAAUUGAUAAGAUGCAUCUGGCCUCAAGGCACAGAUUAAGUACAAGGACAGGCUCUUCUUGUCCCUGGAGAAUCUGGGUGGGGUAGAGGCUAAGUCUCAGGACCACUUCCUCUAUAUAUGAGUGCCAAGACAAACUAGAGCAGAGAGAGGCAGAAAGGCAGGCAGCCUGCUGGGCUUUUCUUGCUGUUGUAAACUUGCCCAACCCUUACAGAGGACAUUUUCUUCCUCUUUUUUGCCCUGAAUAUUUUCCCAAACAUGAAGGCAAUAAGUUUAUUCAUUUUGGUGGGGUUUGCAAGAGAGUUCCAAGUUUUUUUAAGUGCCUCCUCUCCGGUCAAUUGCCAGUGGGACUCCUAUGCCACUUGGUCAGAAUGCAAUGGCUGUACAAAGACUCAGACUCGCAGGCGGUCAAUUGCUGUUUAUGGACAGUAUGGGGGCCAUCCCUGUGUUGGAAGUGCUUUUGAAACACAAUCAUGUGAACCUACAAGAGGAUGUCCAACAGAGGAGGGAUGUGGAGAGCGUUUUAGGUGUUUUUCAGGCCAGUGCAUCAGCAGAUCAUUGGUUUGUAAUGGUGAUUCUGACUGUGAAGAAGAUAGUGCUGAUGAAGACAGAUGUGAGGAGGCAGAAAGGAGACCUUCCUGUGAUGUUGAUAAACCUCCUCCCAAUGUAGAACUUACUGGAAAUGGUUACAAUGCACUCACUGACCAGUUUAGGAACAGAGUCAUCAAUACCAAAAGUUUUGGUGGUCAAUGCAGAAAGGUGUUUAGUGGGGAUGGAAAAGAGUUCUACAGACUGAGUGGAAAUGUCCUCUCUUACACAUUCCAGGUGAAAGUAAAUAAUGAUUUUAAUUAUGAAUUUUACAACAGUAGUUGGUCUUAUGUAAAACAUACAUCAACACAACAUUCAUCAUCUCGUAGGAAGAGCUCCUUUUUUAGAUCUUCAUCAUCUUCUUCACAUAGUUAUACUUCAAAUACCAAUGAAAUACACAAGACAAAGAGUUAUCAACUGUUGGUUAUUGAGAACACCGUUGAGGUGGCACAGUUCAUUAAUAACAAUCCAGAAUUUUUACAACUUGCUGAGCCAUUCUGGAAAGAGCUCUCCCACCUCCCCUCGCUGUAUGACUACAAUGCCUACCGAAGAUUAAUUGACCAGUAUGGGACACAUUAUCUGCAGUCUGGGUCUUUAGGAGGAGAAUAUAGAGUUCUAUUUUAUGUGGACUCAGAUAAAAUCAAACAGAAUGGUGUUAGUUCAAUAGAGGAGAAUAAAUGUACUUCCUCAGAUUUCCAUUUUAUCUUUAAAUCAUCAAAACAAAAAUGCAAGGGGCUGGAAGAUGCUUUAAAAUCAGCUUCAGGCACACAGAACAAUGUGCUGAGAGGGAACCCAUUUAUCAGAGGGGGAGGUCCAGGCUUCAUUUCUGGCCUUAGUUUUCUAGAGCUGGACAAUCCUGUUGGGAACAAAGGGCGGUAUUCUGCCUGGGCACAAUCUGUGACUGAACUUCCUCAAGUCAUAAAACAAAAGGUGACACCUUUGUAUGAACUGGUAAAGGAAGUGCCUUGUUCUUCUGUGAAAAGAUUGUACCUGAAACGGGCUCUUGAAGAGUAUCUGGAUGAAUUUGACCCCUGUCACUGCCGGCCUUGUCAAAACGGUGGCUUGGCCACUGUUGAGGGGACCCAGUGUCAGUGCCAUUGCAAACCAUACACAUUUGGUGUGGCGUGUGAGCAAGGAGUCCUCGUGGGGGAUCAAGCAGGAGGGGUUGAUGGAGGCUGGAGUUGCUGGUCCUCUUGGGGCCCCUGUGUUCAAGGGAAGAAAACAAGGAGCCGAGAAUGCAACAACCCAUCCCCCAGUGCAGGUGGGAAAUCCUGCACUGGAGAAACAACAGAAAGCAGGCAAUGUGCAGAUGAGGAGCUGGAGCAUUUGCGAUUGCUUGAACCACAUUGCUUUCCUUUGUCUUUGGUUCCAACAGAAUUUUGUCCAUCACCUCCGGCCUUAAAAGAUGGAUUUGUUCAGAAUAAAGAUACCAUGUUUCCUGUUGGGAAAAAUAUAGUGUACACUUGCAAUGAAGGAUAUUCUCUUAUUGGAGACCCUGUGGCCAGAUGUGGAGAAGAUUUACAGUGGCUUGUUGGGGAAAUGCAUUGUCAGAAAAUUGCUUGUGUUCUACCUGUACUGAUGGAUGGCAUACAGAGUCACCCCCACAAACCUUUCUACACAGUUGGCGAGAAGGUGACCGUUUCCUGUUCAGGUGGCAUGUCCUUACAAGGUCCUUCCGUGUUUCUCUGUGGCUCCAGCCUUAAGUGGAGUCCUCAGAUGAAGAAUGUCCAGUGUGUGCAAAAAGAUACCCCUUUAACACAGGCAGUGCCUGAAUGUCAGCGCUGGGAGAAACUACAGAAUUCAAGAUGUGUUUGUAAAAUGCCCUAUGAAUGUGGAUCUUCUCUGGAUGUAUGUGCUCAAGACGAAAGAAGCAAAAGGAUACUGCCUCUGACAGUUUGCAAGAUGCAUGUUCUCCACUGUCAGGGUAGAAAUUACACUCUUACUGGUAGGGACAGCUGCACUCUGCCUGCCUCAGCUGAGAAAGCUUGUGGUGCAUGUCCACUAUGGGGAAAAUGUGAUGCCCAGAGCAGCAAAUGUGUCUGCCGAGAAACAUCAGAGUGCGAAGACGGAGGGUUUAGCGUUUGUGUGGAUGUGAAUGGCAAGGAACAGACAAUGUCCGAAUGUGAGGCAGGAACCCUGAAAUGCAGAGGGCAGAGCAUCUCCAUCACCAGCAUCAGAACCUGCGCUGUGGAAACCGAGUAGUUUCUGGAAGCCCUGGAUGUCUUGCUUGGAAUCCAGCAGGCAGCUAGGGCAGAGUUAAAACAUCUGUGUAACCGGGCGCUUGGACAGCUUUUCCAGAAUGGAGGCACAUUCUUUCUCCUUCUUCUCCAGUGUUCAUUUCUCUUCUUAACUCCCAGACAUCUGUAUAAACAUGAUCCUUUGUUCUCCAAAUCUAAACCCAGAUACUAUUUUUAGUUUUUGUUAAUGUCAGUCAGGAUGAAGAUAAUUCCUGAGCCUUUGCACAAGUUUGCUGUGUGUUCUUGGACUUGACUUUUUGUUUUGUCUGUAAUAUCUGAGGGUUAGACUAGAGAAAUUUGAAUGCUCCUUUCAGCCCUAUCAUUCUAGUAAGUAUGACUGAUCUAACCCAUGGGCUAGAACACACUCUACAAACUGAUUAAGAAAACAGAAGGUACAUGAUUUCCU
This is a messenger RNA of Carlito syrichta (Philippine tarsier), 3333 nucleotides long. RefSeq names its product complement C7 (gene C7). Gene Ontology annotation, cellular component: membrane attack complex. Bases 361 to 2892 code for a protein of 843 amino acids. Gene Ontology annotation, biological process: immune response. The transcript has 18 exons. NCBI's taxonomy places the organism in Eukaryota, Metazoa, Chordata, Mammalia, Primates, Tarsiidae. The record is from RefSeq and is a predicted model, not a curated record. Gene Ontology annotation, molecular function: protein binding.